GAAUYUAAGUUUCACGAUUUGAUUUUGCUUACUGAAAUUAACUUGGUAACGAUUUUCUGAUGCGUUUGAUACGUAUAGUCUAAUGUAGCGUUAUAAUGUGGAAACAGGCGCUAAAUAAAGAAUUUUUUAGCGCAUUUCCCCCCCAGAUAAAUCGCGCAAUAGAGAAAUAAAAAGCAGAGAAACUCCUGUUGAUCUCUGUUGAGUGAAGGGCAUUUCUGCUGCAGGAGGACUAGGACCAGGUGAAGCAUGCUUUGUGGCGUAUUUCAGUCUGCACAGGAUGAAUGCAGAUGUCCCCUUCUCUCUAAACUAUUCUCUUCAGACUCGGGCAGCCCCUUGCUGAGUUGGUCGCAAUCAUUGUUUCUCUGCAGCAUUAACCACAUUCCAGAGAGGCGCAUCGCAUCCCGUCUCCUUCCCCACAUUCCAGAGAGGCGAACGAGUCCCCCGCGUAAAAACGCCUUUAAAUUCAAUUCCCCCGCUCUCACUGCGCACAUACCGGAAUAAGAAGCAUWUGUGUGGAAUAUGGGAUUAUCCAACACGGUCUAGCUUCCACUGAAGCGGCUGUAAGAGAAAUCUAGAGGAAAAACCAACAAGGAGAAAUUCCUCCGCGCAGCGCGCCAUUGACUGUAAAGACCUUUCAACUUAACAAAAACUGAAGUUGACAAACGCAUCGCUGUCGGCUGAUACUGUGAGAAAGAGUUUGGUUUUCGGCGCUGGGAGGGAAGCGGAAGGGGACGAUGCGGCUUGCGGUGCGGGUUUGCUCCUCGGCCGGCGGUUUUGCGUGAAGGAGCGACGGCUGCGCGGCGGCGUUUUGUUUUGAUUUCCAUGUGAAACACAAUUAGAGCUCCGCGGAGCGCAGCGCACUCUCAACUUGUUUCUCGCCUCUGGAGCGCAACAUGGAGCGUUACGAGGAGGACCUGGGACUCCGGGCCGCUACCCUGAUGGAGGAUCUUUCCCUGUACGAAGCCUACAAAGACGGGAUGUACAACGCGAGGAGGGACUUKGUGAUAAACCCAGAUUUGGACUUCUCCGCUCCGGCGGUGGCGGGGCUGAAAACCAAGCCGAUGAAUGGUACCUCUGUGCUCCACCAGCAGCAUCACACUUUGGAGAAUUUCACGCCGGGGAAUAAAGUGUACAACGCGGCUCCUGUGCGUCCCGUGAACUGCAGCCGGCCGGUUCCCGUGGAUUUCUGCGCCCCUCAGAGAGACUCUCCGUACAGYGAGGAGGGCUGCUGCACCAAAUCCGAAGUGGCUCUGCCGUGCUACUCUGGCACGUCCGAGAGGCACCGGAGGUACUCCUUAGAGGUGCAGGGCCACAGGUACAGCACCGGCUCCACCUUUGAUGGAGUGCCUCUCAACAAAGCGGUGCCGCUGCCCGRCAACAGGUGCAACAGUGUCUGCAUAACCAGCAGCAGCCACGACGGGAGGUACGGCGCCGCCAGUCCCCGCUCCAGCCUGGCGUCGUCCCUGUCCUCUCAGGAGCAAAGCAAGCAUGCCAGCCCGCGAUCGAGCAUCAGCAGCCCGCGCACCAGCCUGGUGGUACCGGGUCAGGAUAGGUACACCAGCCCCAGGACCAGCUUGGUUCACUGUGAGGGCAACAGCAUCCUCAGCCCUCGAUCCAGCUAUGCAAGCACGGCCAGUGACACGAGCAAACACUCCAGCCCCCGGACCAGCCUCAACAGCUGCGACUGCUGCAGCAAGCCCAGCAGCAACCGAACCAGCGGCAUCAGCAUGGGCUACGACCAGAGGCACACCAGCCCCAGGUCGAGCACGGCCAGCCAGUACUCCUUCACCACCAGCCCGAGAUCCAGCUACUCUGACUCGCGGUACGGGCCUGUGGUCAACCAUGACCUGGAGGGGUCCAUGAUGCUGCACGCUGCGCCGCUGGCCAGUCCCCGCUCCAGCAUCUGCAGCCAGGACGGGAGCGCCAGGCCGGGGACCGCGGCGAACUGCGUGGUCAGCCCGCGAUCCAGCAUCUCCAGCCACAGCUCCAGAAGCUCCCGCAGCUCCCGGGGGUCAAUGAGCACCUACCCGGACCUGCAGCUGCCCUCGCCCAGGUCAUCCAUGCUGGGCAGCGGUCUACCCGAGGACGCCUUACUGCAGGAGUACGGAGACUCUAACGGGGCUCAGAUUCGCACCCAUCUGCAGACGGUGUCCGAACCGCAGCCGCAGCUGGCUCAAGCCGGGGGGACGGUGGAGAUAAGCGCCGGCUCGCCGUCCUCCUUUAGCUACGGCGUGUCGUCAAAGACGGCCUCGUCAGGGCAGAGGUAYAAGUUACCUUACCAGGUGACCCCCAGCCGAGAGAAUGGGCCGAGCCAGGCGGAGAAACGGCUGGAGGCGCUCACCUUGGAGCUGGAGAAGGAGUUGGAGAUGCACAUGAAAAAGGAAUACUUUGGUAGGUUUGUUGACUUUUUGAGAAACAAGUAAUUUAUCUAUCCGACACUGUUACUGUUGAUCUAAGUUA
Poecilia reticulata (guppy) is the source of this 2460-nucleotide messenger RNA. The record is from RefSeq and is a predicted model, not a curated record. Lineage: Eukaryota; Metazoa; Chordata; Actinopteri; Cyprinodontiformes; Poeciliidae.